AUGGAUUCCGAUGAUUCAUCUAGAUCUUCAUCUGGAGAUACUAUCGACGAUUACGAUGAGCGUGUCCAUAAUGUGAUUAUUCGAGCAGCUGAAUUAGUUAGACGUAUUGAUUGUAUGCAUUGGCCAUGGGAGAUGUGUCUGGCGGCGUGGCGAGGUACUUACACAAGCGGUCAUGUGGGUAGACCGUCAUUGAUACUCGAGGCUGUGGCAUCGAACGAUCUCUGGAUUUGGAAUGCGUACUUUGGAAUGCAAGGUUCGCACAAUGAUAUCAAUGUGUUCGAAGCAUCGCCGAUUCUAGAGGAAAUUAUAAACGGAUCGGCACCCAGUGCCUCAUUUUGGGCAAACGGAAACCAUUACGAGAAGGGGUACUAUUUGGCCGAUGGCAUCUACCCCGAAUAUGCUACAUUCGUGAAGACCUUUUCAGACCCGAUUGAUGAAAAAAGAAGGCAUUUUAAGAAAAAACAAGAGUCCGCACGAAAGGGUAUUGAGUGGGCUUUCGGUGUGCUUAAAAAACGAUGGAAAGUUUUGAAACAUCCGGCACUCUAUUGGGACACACAAGCUAUCCAAGAUGUUUGUUACGCUUGUAUCAUUUUACAUAACAUGAUCCUGGAGGACGAAAACAAGGCCGUAUGCCAAGACUACAAUGCCCAAGAACCGAGCCUAAAUCCAGAUUAUUGGAGGCACCUAACUCCAAUGGAAGUUCGGAUCCAAAAUCUGCAUGCCGUAAAAAACCGUGAAACCCACAACAUGCUAACGGCAGAUUUGGUUGACCAUCUUUGGGCGAACACACCACAUGACUUCGAGCCUCCAGCCGAUCCUUUCGCCGAUCUUCGAGAUUUUGUUAGCACCGACGACGACUCUGAUUAA
Messenger RNA from Erigeron canadensis, 867 nucleotides. RefSeq names its product protein ALP1-like. Bases 1 to 867 code for a protein of 288 amino acids. The transcript has 3 exons. The record is from RefSeq and is a predicted model, not a curated record. Lineage: Eukaryota; Viridiplantae; Streptophyta; Magnoliopsida; Asterales; Asteraceae.